Messenger RNA from Perca fluviatilis (European perch), 2253 nucleotides. RefSeq names its product outer dynein arm docking complex subunit 1 (gene odad1). Gene Ontology annotation, cellular component: axoneme. Lineage: Eukaryota; Metazoa; Chordata; Actinopteri; Perciformes; Percidae. The coding region runs from base 104 to 1807 and encodes 567 amino acids. The record is from RefSeq and is a predicted model, not a curated record. Gene Ontology annotation, biological process: outer dynein arm assembly; cilium movement. The transcript has 15 exons.
AUAGACAGUAUUACAUUGGGAAACGGUAGUCGCAGGGCACUUAACAACGGUUGCUAACAACUCAGACGACUGUGAGUCUGCUGUGUCCCAGGAGAGUGUAACAAUGCCUCGAGGUAGAUCGGCCACAAGUGCCCGCUCAGACAGCAGUGAGAUGGAUAUUGAUGGUACAGCAGAAUCAGAGAUAGCCAAACUGCAGAGACAGUUCAGGAUCAUGGAAGGAGAUCGGCAGGCCUACAACAUUCAGGCCCGGGAGCAGAUCCGCAAACAACAGCAGGAGAUAGAGAAGCUGCUGAAGGAGCAGGAGGAGCUGCAUCGAAACCUUGGUGCAUUUAAGAGCUUGUCACGCCAACAGCAGGACGGUGAGGACACCCAGAGUCUUCGUGCUCUGCUGGAGCAGAGAGACAUGCUAGAGGAAGAGCUGGUUAAAGAGAAGCAGUAUCAAAAAGAGCUAGAGAAAGAGAUUGUAAACAUGGAAAUGAAGAUGACAGAGCUGAGAAAAGGCAAGGUCAGUUCUGGUGAUACACAAAAGUCUGAGGUACGGAAAACUCAGAAGGCCAUACGCACUUUGGAAUACAAACUGGACAGAUCUUUGACUCGUUUCAAUGAGCAGCUGACCAAAAACAGCCACCUGAGAGAGGAGUUGCAGACUCUUCAUAUUGAGCGUGUUCGUUUCCAGCAACUACACAACAGGUUGGACAAGGAACUGCAAGAUAUGCGCAAGAAGAUCGGGGAAAUUGUCAACAUGUCCACUGCUGCCUACGAUGCCAGGGUGGAGGCUCAGUCCAAGAUGACCAUGAUGAGGGAGAAGGCAGUGAAGGACCUUGCCCAGUACAACACUGAGAUGAAGGAACUGGAGAGGGUUAUUGCACAUGAGUGCAUCCUGAAAGAGUUUAUGACCACCAAGUGCAGGGAGAGGAGCGGGCAGGAUGAUGGCCAUGAUAUGGGACAUAGACAGCUGUCAGAGCUGAAGGAGCAGAGGAGGAUGGACUCGGGGGAAGAGUCGCUGGACGCUCUAGAGGAGGUGUUCCAGAGGAUCCAGACUGUGACAGGGGAGGACAACCUGGACAUGCUGGUCACCCGGUUCAUCCAGGUUGAAGACCGGAACUUUGCACUUUUCAACUUUGUAAAUGAGCAAAACAAUGAGGCUGAAGCACUGGGAGAUCAAAUCAGCCAGAUACAAGCAGAGACUGAGCAGUUUCGAGUAGCAGGUUUGCAACAGGAGCAAGAUCAUCGCUCUCUGCUGAGAGACAUUGAUGAACAACAAAAGGAAACCCAGUCUCAAGCUGAGGACUAUGAAAACCAGGCCAGCAUCAUGAGCAAAAUCCUGGACGAGAUAAAUAUAGGAGUGAACAGCAUCUUCUCUAAAAUGGAGUGUGACCGCUCAGUGAUAGAGGAUCUACUGGGCUCCUCUACAGGGAUCAGUGAGAAUAACAUCAUGUCCUACCUGGGUCUGGUGGAACAGAAGACCAACGAGCUGCUCACCGUUCAAGCUUUCUUCAACUCUAAAGAUCUGGAAAAAGACUACAAUCCAAAAGACCUGGCCAAAUUUCUUUUGGGUCAAAAUCCAGAACUGCUUCAGCAGACUGUUAAUAUCCAACCUGCAUUCAACAGUGUGGAGUAUGAUGCAGAAGAGUCUCCUGUCACUGAUGAGGAAGAACGACCCCUUUCACAGUGGGAACUUCGCAAAAGAAUUAUACAAGGGGUUUUGAAGAGAGAGAGUUCAGUCCGGCAGUCAGCAACCAAAGCCUCAAAGACCAGUCAGCAGUUUGAUGGCAGACGACGCUCCCUGGAAGACGCACUAAUCUGACACAUUGACAUGAUCAGUGUAGUUAAUGUGCACAGAUUUAAAAUGAGUCGAAGGGCUGGCUUUCAUUGUUUACCGUAAUAUAGUCUCGCAUUGCUAGAUCUAUCUCCUCAGCGUAGUAUGGUCUGGCUACACUGCCUAUCUAUUCUGGGUUAGGAGGAAAAAACGCUUUGGCUUAUUUUUUAUUUCUUUAAACCAAUCACAACAAGUCUUGGGCAGCACUAAGCCCCGAUAGCGGAUAUAGCAAGACGGGAGGGACAUCAGGCUUUAUUUCAGCAAAGAACAUCCGUUGAGCCAGACUAAAGGCAGUAACUUCGUUUUUGGUUGAACAUGAGUUAAUGAUAUUUUUGGGACAUUCAAGACAUCCUUUAUCAUGUGGAUAAGUAUCUUGAGUCAAUUUAGUUGUUUUUUGUAAUAAAGGUUUGUCUUAAAGGAACACGCCGACUUAU